Armigeres subalbatus is the source of this 9283-nucleotide messenger RNA. It is a transcript of the gene Patronin, whose product is annotated as patronin. Lineage: Eukaryota; Metazoa; Arthropoda; Insecta; Diptera; Culicidae. Gene Ontology annotation, biological process: negative regulation of microtubule depolymerization; cytoplasmic microtubule organization; neuron projection development. Gene Ontology annotation, molecular function: microtubule minus-end binding; spectrin binding; calmodulin binding. The transcript has 29 exons. Bases 1067 to 6757 code for a protein of 1896 amino acids. Gene Ontology annotation, cellular component: microtubule minus-end. The record is from RefSeq and is a predicted model, not a curated record.
CGCAGAAGGUAGAGGAACCUGUAGUGGAACUUUUUGUCGUGGGGGUGUAGUGCGAGGAGAAAUCUCCGAAAAGAAACGGGACUCUUCUCGGUUCGGAUUCGCUGUGGUGCUGGAUGCUGCUUGGAACGGGACUAACUGAUGCCGCACAUCGUUGCUGGAAACCGUACUGGGCAGUGCUAAUGUUGGCAAGACAUUUGCACCGGUGGUAGGGAAAACUUCCACCGCACCGCAGUGAAUCCGUCCGGAACUGGACCGCAAUGGCCGCACCAGCUGGCCGGAAUUGUGCCCAACAGUGACAGCCGGCGACCGCUGCCAGUGAUAUUCGGUCAUACCCAUUAGUGAAUCAGAAUACAAUCGGAAGAUAUCGGUGUAAAAUUGGCGAGAAGGCCCAGAGAGACAGCUGUGUGUGAAACAAUAGUGCAUUAGGAAACAAAGGUGACGUGCGCUUAGGAACGCGACGACGGCGCCCUCUAGGCUGUUCGAGUUGCAGCAAGCAGCAGCAGCAAGCGCAAUUUGUGAAGCGAGAAAAAAAGUGGAAUACAUAAGCUGGCUGCCUCGAAAGCGAAGGGAAUAAGAAAGCUGCCUCCUCAUCAGCUAAACCUAGCAGCAGCAGCGGCAAAGUAACUCGUCGCGCGAUCGCGACGACCCAAGUUUGAGUGGAAGCGGCGAGUGAAGAAAUAUUUGGGAAGAGAAAGCGGUGGUAUGGUUUAAUUUGGGUUGGUUGAGUGUGUAAGUGCAUUUAGGAUUAGUGAAGAGAGCGGCGGUGCUGAAAGCGUUUCUAGCACUAAGGCCAGCCCCAAAUAUUAUCAUAUAGAUAAAUAGAUAUCGUAGUGAAAAGAGAGUACACCAAGAUAAGUGUCACCCAGUGGGAGCGUUGCACGGGGAAGCAAGCCGCGCUCUAGUUUCUAGCGCAUCGCGUCGGAUCGCACAUGUGUUGUGUACGUACGUGCUGAGAGUGAUUACGUUUGGCGGUGCGGGCUGUGGAAUUCCUCGAUAAGGGCACGGAUUGAGAAUUUAGUGGCAGUAGCGGCAUAAGAAGCGGCAUUGGUGGGAGCAGAAGUGGAGUAUGGAAUCGCAGCAGGCUCAACAGCCGAGACCUGCUUACGAGAUGGAGACGCAGGAGUCGAGAUUUGCCAAACAGCGCGCCUCGGUGAAGUGGCUCCUGUCGAAGGCGUACAACAACCGCGUUCCAGAGUUCCUCAAGGAUCCGUUCUACCGGGACCACGAGGGACAGGACCACCUCAAGCCGCAGAUCGUCGUCGGGCUAGGCAAUGCCUCCAUCUACUGCCAGGUGCUGAGCAACAUCUACUCUGACCCGAACUAUCAGAGCCUAAACCACUGGUCGAUCCUGCAGACACUGUCCCGCAAGGGUGUGCCACUGAACGAAUCUCCGGACCUGCCCCUCACCGAGACCGUUCUGAUUCAAACGAAUCCUCUUAGAAUUAAUGCCCACAUGACUGUGAUAGAAGCGCUGAUGGUGUUGUACGCUAAAGAAGUGGCUUCCAGUGGAAGAAUUUCCAGUGCAUUGGAAAGAAUAUCCGGCCGCAAUGUGUCGCAAGGCGCUCAGCAUCACGAAGCUGCCUUACUGAGCUGGAUUUCGCACGUAUGCAGUGCGCUGAAAAGGCGCAUCGACUAUGAACUCACAAAUGGAGUCGGUGGUGGCGGUGGCGGCGGCGGCAGUGGUGCAGCAAACCCAACAGUCGACGAAUACGGUCAACGGUUGCAGAGUCCGACGAUUGCACCGGUGCGGGACAUCCGCGAACUAUGCGACGGAGUCUGUUUAGCUUAUCUCAUAUCGUAUUACUGUCCCAAACUAGUUCCUUGGCAUAGUGUUAAAUUCAACCACGUACCGACCAUCGAGGACUCCAUACACAACAUCCUCAUAGUUAGUAAUUUCUCCGAGCGAAGUUUGCCAUACUCAGUGUUCCACAUGACGCCAGAGGACGUAACCUACAUGCGAGGAGCAAUGAAGCAAAAUCUGGUCGUUCUACUGGCCGAUCUGUUCAAUCUGUUCGAGAUCCAUCCGGCCAAGUGUGUAUGCUAUCCCGGCAUGGAACAGCAGCAGGUAGCCGAUUCGGCUGCAACGAACGAGCACGGCAUUGCGCAUCGGCGCGGCUUCGCCACCCAUCCGCCGAUCCUGGCCAUUCCCGAGCUGCGUUCCGGGCUCGAUUCGCCGCCGGGCAGCGGCGGUAGUGCUGCAAGCGCUGGAAGCGGCAACGGCAAUGGCGGUGCCCAUCCGAGGCCACCGUUUCAAGUGACCCGUUCACCUUCUGCGAGUACCCUUCGGAAGCAUGUUUCCGCUCGGGAUAUGCACGAUCAACAGCAGCAACCACAGUAUUCACAGCAUCCACAGCAGUCACACCAACCAUACCAUCAGGAUCAGGAUGAAGGCUUUGUGGUGCAUCGCAGUAAAGGAGUGCCAACACUGUCCUCGAUGCAGGAACCGCUGGUUCCUGCACGGAUAAGACAAGCCAAGGAGAAAACCAACAACGACUCCAAAGCGGAAGAGCGUGGCGAUAGUAUCCCAGCAGGUCGGCCCAGCAAUUGGGAGGAAAAUCGGAAGCAGAGCUUUUCAGGUCGCCGUUCGCGGCGCAACUCGCUCAGCGAAGACUCUCAGCUGACGAUCGAGAACUUUGGUGGUUCGCAAGACCAGCUCAACACGAUCGGGCGGUUCGAGCGAGAGCGAAAGAUCUCCAGCGCGAGUCUCACCUCGGUGGAACCCGUUACACCGGCGCGGUCAUCCAUAGCCGAUGCACGCGGCUCCAUUCAGUUUGGGUACGACACGGACUCGUCCGGCAACGAGAAGCAGGACCGGGACACGGAAAAGCCCACGCCGACCCUGCGGCGUCACAACAGCACCAAUCUACAUUCCAGUGGUAGCGCCGAGCGCGACAUCAUCGAUGGUGACAUGAGUUCUGUUGGGUUCGGCGGCGGCGGUGGUAGUGCCGGUCCUAUCAGCGUAGCUGAUGUGGAAACCACACCGCGCAGGAAAACCUCAUUCGCAACGCUGCCAAACAACACAACCACGUGGCAGCAGCAGGCCAUCAGCGUGCAAAAGAUGGAAGAUGUCGAUGACAGCCAGCCGGGCUUCGAAGAUGCAACCAAAAUAUCCACCAUCAAGCUGAAGCUGGAGGAGAAGCGACGGCUGAUCGAGCAGGAAAAGCGACGGAUGGAGACCGCCUGGUCUAAGCAGCUUCAAACGGUUGGAAAACAAGCCUUUUUACAAGCUAUUAACAAGCAGGGCAAGGGUGGCGGCAGCAUGUCGGAGUCAGACGCUUCCAAAGAGUCCCCCGAGAAUGCAUCGACGACAAUGGUGAUGGAGGACAGUAUUACUGCUACCACUACUACCACCAGCACCGUAGACCGUGCCGAACGACCGUGUUCUCUGAAGGAUCUAGAUGAUCAGAGUAAAUACGAGUCGAAGUGGAAUGCACAAAUCAUCGAACCGAAGAAAACGCCAGAUUUGGAGAACAUGGACUUGGAACAGUAUCAACAAAGUAUAUCAAAAAUGAACUCCAACCUGCACGAUAUCCAGGCCGACAUUCAGCGUCUCACCCAGCAGCAGACUCAAAUCCAAGCGCAAACCCUCCAGGCCCAGCAGUUAUUGCAUGCCCAACAGAUUGCGAACCUCCUGAAUCAGCAAUACGGCUCACAGCAAAACAUCCAGCAAACCAUCCACGGAACCUACCGGCCCAUCAAUGCACAGCUCUUCGGCUCUAGUCCUCACCUGCCUCAGCAGAAUGCCUCUCUGCUGCAGCAACAAUCGCCGAUCAACUACGGAACCCGGCCGCCUAGUCGUGAUCCGUAUCUGACUCAACAGCAGCAACUUCACACCCUGCAGUACGUCAACGACCAGGGGCAAUACAUUCAACAGGCCCAGCAACAGCAGCAGCAGCAGCAGCAUUACAUGGGCUACGAGAACGGUCAAUAUCGGAAAGAAAAUCAAUACUCAUCGAAUCCCUAUCUGAACUUAGAUCAACAGCAGCAACAGUUCUACCAGGACUCGAACCACUACCGGGACCCAUAUUUACCGCAGGAGGUGAAGGAACCUCCCAUCCAGCAGCAACAAUCGCAGCACAAUCAAUUUUUCUUGCACGAUAGUAGUGGUGGCGGCGGUGGUGGCUUAGGCACUCCGCCGCAGCCUGCCCAACGCCGGACGUGGGCACAGUCAGCUGCCGCUGCCGCUAACCAGCGAGGAAAUAGCGCCUCUAGCGAUAUCCAACUAGAUAUUAAUGCAUGGAAUCAAGGCAUCAAGAGUUCACCGUAUAACAAAUCUCCUAGUCAAAGUGGCUUUUCGCUGCAUCACAACGGUGACUCUGGUGGCGAUGGGUACGGAACCGGAAGCCGAUACGGCGGUAGUCAACAGUCAUUCCAAAAUCUGUUCGAGGUGCAUCACGGCUCGUCCAGCAGUCCGCAGCACAAUCGCGUGCGGAACCAAAUAUCGCAGAUGAUCAACCACGGGGGCAGCAGUAAUUCGUCGCCGGGGGCCGACACCCGCAGCACCCAUCACGACUCGUUCCGGGACAACCGGAAUAUGCCGCUGUCGCCACCGAUUGACGAUAUGGCCCCGCAGAGUAUUUCGUUCAUCGGCGACGAAGACACGGGCGACAUUGAGAUCAACACAUCGAAGGGAACUAGCUUUACGCUGCGCCAGCAGCAGCAACAGGAACAGCUGGAUCAGCUGUACGGCAGCAGUAAGCUGGGCAGCAACAAGAUGCAGCACAACAACGGGCCCGAGCUGAACAAACACCUGAGCAAACUGAACAUUACCAGCGGAAAUCGUACUUAUAGGAUUCCGUCGCCGACGCGGCCGUCGCUGAAUUCCAACAGUUUUCAUGACCCUCAGCAGGACGAUGUGAACGAGAAAGGUUUCUACAUCUCAUUUGACAACGAGCAGCCGAAGCGACCGAAACCUCCUCUCCGAACCAAGCGUUCACCGAAAAAGGACAAACUGGGGGGAGGUGACGAUCACAGCAAAGAAUCCGAAAGACCCAGCCAUAGAGAAAACAAUCAAAACAAUUUCGGCACCUUUAGCGUGAAGACCGCUAACAGUUUCUCGGCCAAUUUCAACGAGGAGCAAGUGGUCGGUCGCAGGAGUAUUAUCGAUAGUGCAACGUCGCCGUUUGAAAGCGUGGCCGCCGGAAGUAAUAGAUCCAGUAACAACAACAAUAACAACAGCAUCAACUUCCAUAGUGGUAACAGCAUGGCUCCGACCAUGGAGCGGGACAUUGGCGAGCGGCGGCAUCUGGAGGAUGUGACGAAUCAUACCAGCAGUGCGAUGAUCAAUAACAACAUCCAUCAUUAUAACAACAACAACAGCGGGGACGGGUAUGGCAGCGAGAACGAGAACCAGCGGAAGGCCAAACUAGUGAUAGGGAACGAUGCGGGCAAUCUGGAUCCGAAUUCCGUCGACGAGAUGGAGCGAAAGAAGGAGAAAAUCAUGCUACUUUCGUUACAACGGCGGCAACAGGCGGAGGAAGCCAAAGCUCGCAAGGAGAUCGAUGCCAUGCAGCGACGGGAGAAGGAACGAGAGAAGGAAGAAGAACGGGCACGCAAGAAGGAGGAACAGUUUGCCAGGCGGCAGGCCAUCCUCGAAGCGCACAAACUCAAAAAGGCCAUCGAAGAAGCGGAGAGAGAAGGUAAGACCAUCGAUCGGGAACUUCUGAUCAAGCACCAGCAGAGCCAAGCUCAGCUGAAUCAGUCCGGACGGGGCGGUGACGGCGGUAUGCACCAAAGCUCAUCGACGCCGGCACCGAAGAUGCGACCGCAGAAGCUCAGCCGGCCGCGACCGAAGACGAUACACGUCGAGACGGGCUCGGUGGAUCUGAGCGAAGCCUCCAGCCUCAGUAGUCGGGGUAAGAAGGGAUCCAACUCGAAUCUGACCGGAAUCGGCCUGCACAGCUCGAACUCCAUGCGACGAGAUUACUACCGGGGAUCGCAGGACUCAUUAGCGAUAAGAGAAUCACCGGAUGAAUAUCCAAGUAGCAGCUCAACGCCGAUUGGCCGACGGGGCUCGUACAAAACUGGAAGAGAACCAGCGACGAUCGAACGAGGUCGUACCUUAUCACGUAUCUCGCUAGCGAAAGGUGCCAAUUUCCGGGGACGUAAAUCCAACUCCCUGAUGAAUCUAUGCGACUCCGACUCCGGUCUGGGGCGUGCGACGCCACCGCGGCGCGCUCCGUCGCCCGGCAUGGGUCCCUCGAGUCGCCAUCUGCCAUCGCCGUCGGGUCCCGGGUCGCUACCGCCGGGCCUGAUCACCAAACGUCGCGGCUUCGACGAUGGAUCCAGUGAUAUAUCUUCCACCGCCAGCUCCAUGAUGGACUACAAUGGUCCAAAGCUUUACAAACAACCCGCGACCAAAUCGAAUAGGGGCAUCAUCCUGAAUGCCGUCGAGUACUGUGUCUUCCCCGGUGCGGUGAACCGCGAGGCCAAACAGAAGGUGCUGGAGAAGAUUGCCCGAUCGGAGGCGAAACACUUCCUCGUUUUGUUCCGCGAUGCGGGCUGCCAGUUCCGGGCGCUGUACGGAUACUGGCCGGAAAACGAGCAGAUUAUCAAACUGUACGGAACGGGACCGAGCCAGGUCGACGAUGUGAUGUUCGAUAAGUUUUUCAAAUACAACUCCGGUGGCAAAUGCUUCUCGCAGGUGCACACCAAACACCUCACCGUGACGAUCGAUGCAUUCACGAUACACAACUCGCUGUGGCAGGGCAAGAAGGCGAACCUCCCGAGCAAAAAGGACAUGGCCCUGGUGAUUUGAAGCGCUGGCCGGUCAGCUACAAAAGUGCUAUAACUAACUACAAAUCUGCGUGCUGUAGGAAUUCCUGCCCCAGGAAUCUCGUUCCGGUUAUUCUGCUGAGGAAGGGUGAGCAUGGGUAAACUCGGUGUGUCAAACAACAACUCCACAACCAACCAAACCAACAACAAAAAAAAACAGGAAACGGGACAGUAUUUUUCUUCCUCCGUAGUGAUGUCGUCGUCUGUAAGGCGGAUCGGGAAUUGAGAUGAAUGCGUGCGCCCUAGUGAAUGUGAUUCAACUUAAGAAUAAGGAACUGCGUGAGACGAAUUGAUUUUGUUUUCCAGGACCAGGUGAAACUUGGUUGAGCAGGUUCCGCAUGAUUUUUCCGUUGCCUAGAAGGAACACGCUCUUUGAUAAUCGUAAUCAUGAAUAUCAUGUUUGCUUUUUUGUGUAAAAAGGUAGCUUUCCCUUGCAAAUUUCUUACAACUUUCUGCCGCAUGCUCUGAAGUACUAGGAAACUCAUAAAUUAACUACUGUUGUAAAUAGGCUCUUAUGGAUAAUAUGAAUAAUUAGUUAGCGCUCUCUUCCCAACAAAAGUUAUGAGGAACAAGUUAAGUUCAUGUUCAUAUGAAAAAGUCACUUUUAGAAAAACAAAUUAUCAAUGAACAAAAAAGAGAGUUUUCUGUUUGUUUCUAUCGAUUGCACCCAAUCAAUAAACGUAGCAAAGACAGCAUUACUACAUUGUCAGUGUCUAAGGCGAGUUCGCCUCAUCGAACUUUCGGAUGAUGUUACUGAAACAUAUUUGCCGGUGUUUAAAUUAUUCAUUAGCGGCAGUUGCACUGUUCAAAUGGGAAAUUCGCCCGCAAUGUGCGUGGAACCAAGCUUCAGUGCGCACUCCGAAUCAAUUUUUGCGCCGUGAAAUGUUCAUAAAAGAUUAAAAACAACUCCCAAGCAGAAGCCAACAACCACAUUCGAGAAUAAUACAAUAACGCACUCACACAGUACUGAUAUGCAGACGGAGGUGUAACUAAAUAACUAAACAAUUGAAAAAACUAGGAAAUUGAAAACAAUAGUGAUUAGUAAUAUAAGAAUUAAUUUAUUUCAUCUCUUGUUUUCCACAACUUCCGCAACUCCUUCAAGGUGUCUAAUUCAAAUGUGGGUAGCGCUGUUCUUGUUUCAAUAUUAAUUUGAUCGUAUCUGAACGCAGUCUACGAUGUUACCCCACAGUGACUGCGCUGAACGUGCAACAUUUGUUUAGUUUUAUUUGAUCCGGACGCGACUGAUUACUUGUAUGAAGAUCCUAAUUUCGUGCACUUGACUGCUUUUGUGGAAAGUUUCAUCCUUGGACAUGACAAUAUUAUAUGUAUCUAUUAAAAUUCAGGAGCAGCUCCCCAAUAAUAAUUACAUUUUUAGGAAAAAUAAUUUUAUCUGCAUAUGUAUAAUGUUGAUUUACUGAUUCAGGCCUUAAAACCAAACUUUAAACUUCAUUGCUAGAAAUUCAAUAUUUAUUCAUUCCAUUUAGAUCAAACUUCAUCAAAUUGUCUCCUAUGAUAAUGAUUGGGUGAAAGAAUUGAGGAAGAAAUGCUUUCCGAUUGUUAUACAAAGGAUUAAAAAUCCCAAAAAUAUGUGUCGCGUAUAUUAGUGACAGUCUUCAGAGUUCAUACUAGAGAAAUCUAUGAAUAUUUUGGUUUCAUGUUUGAGGACAUUAUUUCCAUAUUGAAAUAGCAGCCAAGCCCAGAAAACUGUGUGACCAGAAACAUAUAAAUAAUCAGACGUACCAAACAACCCUAAAAGAAAAUAGGCAAAUGUAUUAUCGCGGAUGACAAGUUGAUGAGAAAAUAAUGCGCGAACAAGUCCAUUAGUUGUGUAAGUUGAUGUUUGUGUGUGAAUGAGUGCAACGGGAAAACAAUUCCUUGACACACUUCGCUCUGGUUGAAUAAAGACUUUGGCAAAUGUUUUACCUAGUUUUUUAGGAUUCUAAUUCGUUUCCAUUUUGUCGGUGGUUGUCGUCCUCAAACGAUUCCCCAAACAGACAAACUCUCACAAAAAAAAACAUGUCUAAUCAUUAUUUUUAAUGAACGAAUAAUCAUGAAAUGGAAUAAUACUUGGUAUAUAUUAUUUGUGGUUAACGCUUAACCUAGUUGUGCAAGACAAAAGAUAAUUAAAAGGGAGCAUUUGUGCAAACUAAACUAAAAAAAAGAUUAACUUAUCGAUGAUUCGAAUAAAAUAACUGAAACGAGGGAAUAGGAGAAAUGUUGUUGAAUAAUUAAAUUCUCAACUCUGAUUUACGUUAAUCAAACUACCAAUGGAAUGGAAAUUAUUCUGCUGUUAACGGAGAAACAGCAAUGCCACUUAAUUUAACUAGUAAUUUGUUCUAAAAAAUCCUCACCACUUCGUUUUGUACAUCAUGCCCUCCUGUGUAUUAGUCUAUUGUCUGAUGCAAACAAAACAAACACAAACAACAUCAAAAAAGAAUGGAACAAAACAAGUUAAUGAACGAAAACCAAUUUUAUUUAAGGAUUAAAAUAUAAUCGUUUUUAUUAACAA